This is a messenger RNA of Symbiodinium pilosum, 777 nucleotides long. Lineage: Eukaryota; Dinophyceae; Suessiales; Symbiodiniaceae. The record is from the annotation of a GenBank genome assembly.
AUGGUGAACAUGCAAAUGUUUCUCAGCUCGCCCGACCUGGCCACGCCGCAUGGCGGACCUCCUUUCCAAGGCUGGCGAAAAGGCUUUGGCUUCGGACAUAGCAGAGGACCAGGUGGAUAUAUGCAUGAACCAUCCAUGGUCCUCAAGCUGAAGUGCAGUCCGAAGUACGACCGCGCUCUCGCAAGCAGUGCCUUCUGGAGGAAAAAAUGGGAGCUUGGUCAGGCGAAUAGUUUCGGUAUCGGAGAGCGUCCCAGUUACAGUAGACCGGAGGAUGCUGACGUGGGUCCGAACACCUAUGGCGACUACUCCAAGCAGGUUGACAAGGUGAAGCGAAACGCCAUUCGACCCGGCAUCAAGUUGAAGGAAAGGUUCCCCACCUUUGAGGAGAAAAAGCGGGACUCCAGGUCCGGGGUUAGUGGGCCUGGGCCAGCAAAGUACAACACGAGUUUGCCUGCUGGCAAAUCUUCAUGGGUGUAUCCUGCAAGGAACCCAACCUGGUCGCUGGGUGCCAGAACUAUUCUGUCUCAGGAUAAAGAGAGCCUGGGUAAACCUGGCCCAGAUGCAUACAACUGCGUCACAACGCCUGGAACGAACUCACCAGUUCUGAGAGGCACGCUAUAUGACAUUACUUUGAAGACCCGGACGAAGGUUCACCAACUCGGUGAAGCAAGCCCCGGGCCAGCACGCUACACUGUGCCGGGCGAGCUAGCAAAGUGGCUUGGCAAAGCAAGAGUGCCCCCUCCAUGGUACCAUGCUAACAUGCUAUGCUUGGAAUAG